UUGCUUUGGGUAACUCCCACUACAUCGCCUUCCCCGAGGAGGACGAGGCCCAAUGGGAACUCUUCAAGAUCGAACAUGAGCGAGUGUAUGGAGAUGAGAAAGAGGAGCACACUAGGAAGGAAAUCUUCAUGAACAACCUCAACUUCAUCCGUGAACACAACAAGAAGCACGAGAGAGGAGAAGUUACCUUCACCGUAGGAGUCAACCAGUUCGCUGACAUGACCAACGAAGAGUUCCGCCAGAGGAUGAACGGAAUCAGACUGACCGAGGACUACCAGAGAAGCGGAGAGAAGUUCGAGAUCGACGAGAAUCUGGAAAUUCCCAAGAGCGUAGACUGGAGGAAGAAAGGAGCCGUAACCAAAGUCAAGCACCAGACCUUCUGUGAUUGUAGCUAUGCCUUCAGCGCUACUGGAAGUUUGGAAGGACAGACCUACCUGAAAACCAAGAAGCUGGUGUCUUUGAGCGAGCAAAACAUUAUUGACUGCAGCACCGAUCAAGGAAACCAAGGGUGUGAUUUUGGACGGAUGAAUGAUGCAUUCGAGUACGUCAAGGAGAACAAGGGAAUCGACACCGAGGCUUCCUACCCCUAUGAGGAUGAGGAGGGCUCUUGCAGAUACAAGGCCAAGAACAAGGGAGCCACUUGCUCUGGCUACGUGGAUGUGACUUCAUUUAGUGAGAACGCUUUGCAGCAGGCCGUGGCUAAGGUUGGACCAGUGUCUGUUGGCAUCGACGGCAGCCACUCGUCCUUCCAGUUGUACAAGAGCGGAGUGUACAAGGAUCCUGAAUGCUUUGAUAAGUACAUAACCACUGGAUUGCUGGUUGUCGGGUACGGAACUGUCAAGAGGGGAGAAGACUUCUGGUUGGUGAAGAACUCCUUUGGAACCAACUGGGGAAUGAAGGGAUACAUCAUGAUUGCCAGGAACCACAACAACAUGUGCGGUAUUGCCACAAUGCCCAGCUACCCCACAGUCUAGACUUAAUCAUGGCCAAUGGACAGUUAAUUGUCUUUACUUUGUUAUUAUUAAGCUAAAAAUAUCUUAUUAGUAAACUGAAAUUGCUGUAUACAUUUCACCCUACAUUCCAUCAC
Macrosteles quadrilineatus (aster leafhopper) is the source of this 1087-nucleotide messenger RNA. Its product is annotated as procathepsin L-like. Gene Ontology annotation, molecular function: cysteine-type endopeptidase activity. Bases 129 to 974 code for a protein of 281 amino acids. Gene Ontology annotation, biological process: immune response. The record is from RefSeq and is a predicted model, not a curated record. Lineage: Eukaryota; Metazoa; Arthropoda; Insecta; Hemiptera; Cicadellidae. The transcript has 6 exons. Gene Ontology annotation, cellular component: lysosome.